Molecule: messenger RNA, 121 nt
Organism: Entrophospora candida
Lineage: Eukaryota; Fungi; Glomeromycota; Glomeromycetes; Entrophosporales; Entrophosporaceae
Source: the annotation of a GenBank genome assembly
AUGAGUGAAAUUGGUAAAGUAAAAAAGAAUUCCAUAUUAGGAAGGGUCAAAAGUCUUAUGAAGAAGAGUGAAGAUGAUGAUAAAAGGUCUUCUUUUGUCAACACUAAUAAUGGAAAUAAAA